AUGGUAUUCUUUCAGAGCGUUACAACUCCUCUCUAUUCAAUCGCGUGGACCCCUCAGGGACAGGGCUCUUACGCCGGCACUUGUAUCUUUCUAAUUGUGCUUGCUCUGCUGCACCGCAUUCUAAUCGCGCUGAGAUCUAUCAUCUUCGACUCAAAUCCGGGACUCCAUCGUCAUAGCAAAGCUAUCUCAUCUUCUGAUUCGGACGAUUACCCGGGUAGUAGAAGCGACUUGGAGUUAAUGGGUGGUCAAUUCAGGACCCAGUGGAAUAGUCACCCGUUCAAGGUUGCCACUGAGACGUUUCGUGCCUUGCUCGAGGUCGUAAUUGGAGGUAUCGGAUACUUGCUUAUGUUAGCAGUGAUGACUAUGAACGUGGGAUAUUUUCUGUCUGUUCUUGGAGGCAUCUUCCUUGGCACCUUCGUCGCUGGUCGGUUUGGUGCUGGUGACAACCAUCAUUGA
This is a messenger RNA of Daldinia loculata, 456 nucleotides long. RefSeq names its product Ctr copper transporter. Lineage: Eukaryota; Fungi; Ascomycota; Sordariomycetes; Xylariales; Hypoxylaceae. Gene Ontology annotation, molecular function: copper ion transmembrane transporter activity. The transcript is spliced from 2 exons. The record is from RefSeq and is a predicted model, not a curated record. Gene Ontology annotation, biological process: copper ion transmembrane transport; intracellular copper ion homeostasis. Gene Ontology annotation, cellular component: plasma membrane. Bases 1 to 456 code for a protein of 151 amino acids.